Odobenus rosmarus divergens (Pacific walrus) is the source of this 2072-nucleotide messenger RNA. It is a transcript of the gene PACSIN2, whose product is annotated as protein kinase C and casein kinase substrate in neurons 2. The record is from RefSeq and is a predicted model, not a curated record. NCBI's taxonomy places the organism in Eukaryota, Metazoa, Chordata, Mammalia, Carnivora, Odobenidae. Gene Ontology annotation, molecular function: phospholipid binding; protein binding. Bases 177 to 1628 code for a protein of 483 amino acids. Gene Ontology annotation, cellular component: cytoplasm; plasma membrane; endosome. Gene Ontology annotation, biological process: caveola assembly; plasma membrane tubulation; actin cytoskeleton organization. The transcript is spliced from 11 exons.
CGGCAGCGGCCGCCGCAGCGGGGCAGGGCCGCACUGAGGAGCGCGGCCGGAGCGAGAGCGGGAGUCGGACCCGGAGACGCCGUCGCGGCCGGAGCUGGGUUUGUCUGCGGAUUUUGAGCAUCUGAAGUUGACCUCUGUGUUAAGCAUUCGCUGCUGCUCCCUCACUGCCUGAAGAGAUGUCUGUCGCUUACGAUGAUGCCGUUGGAGUGGAAGUGUCCAGCGAUAGCUUCUGGGAGGUUGGGAACUACAAGCGGACCGUGAAGCGGAUAGACGAUGGCCACCGUCUGUGCAGCGACCUCAUGAACUGCCUGCACGAACGGGCGCGCAUUGAGAAGGCGUACGCACAGCAGCUCACCGAGUGGGCACGGCGCUGGAGGCAGCUCGUGGAGAAGGGGCCCCAGUAUGGAACGCUGGAGAAGGCCUGGACGGCAGUCACGUCCGAGGCGGAGAAGGUGAGCGAGCUGCACCUGGAGGUGAAGGCCUCGCUGAUGAGUGAGGACUUCGAGAAGAUCAAAAACUGGCAGAAGGAAGUCUUUCACAAGCAGAUGAUGGGAGGCUUCAAGGAGACCAAAGAAGCCGAGGAUGGCUUUCGGAAGGCACAGAAGCCCUGGGCCAAGAAGCUGAAAGAGGUAGAAGCAGCAAAGAAGGCCUACCACGCGGCUUGCAAAGAGGAGAAGUUGGCCACAUCACGAGAAACCAAUAGCAAAGCGGACCCAUCCCUCAACCCUGAGCAGCUUAAGAAGUUGCAAGACAAAGUAGAAAAAUGCAAGCAAGACGUUCUGAAGACCAGAGAGAAGUACGAGAAGUCCCUGAAGGAGCUUGACCAGGGCACGCCGCAGUACAUGGAGAACAUGGAGCAGGUGUUUGAGCAGUGCCAGCACUUUGAGGAAAAGCGUCUGCGCUUCUUCCGGGAAGUUCUGCUGGAGGUUCAGAAGCACCUAGACCUGUCAAACGUGGCCAGCUACAAGAACAUUUACCGUGACCUGGAGCAGAGCAUCAAAGCUGCCGACGCGGUGGAGGACCUGAGGUGGUUCAGAGCCAACCAUGGGCCAGGCAUGUCCAUGAACUGGCCACAGUUUGAGGAAUGGUCUGCAGACCUGAAUCGAACCCUCAGCCGGAGAGAGAAGAAGAAGGCCGCUGACGGCGUCACCCUGACAGGCAUCAACCAGACAGGUGACCAGGCUCUGCAGAACAAGCCCAGCAGUGACCUUAGUGUCCUGAGCAGGCCCGCGCAGCCACCGUCCAGCUCCAACCCCUUCGAGGAUGAGGACGACACGGAGAGCACCGUCAGCGAGAAGGAGGACAUUAAGGCCAAAAACGUGAGCAGCUACGAGAAGACCCAGAGCUACCCCACCGACUGGUCAGAUGAUGAGUCUAACAACCCGUUCUCCUCCACGGACGCCAAUGGGGACUCAAACCCAUUUGACGAGGAUGCCACCUCGGGGACAGAAGUGCGGGUCCGGGCCCUUUAUGACUAUGAAGGGCAGGAGCAUGAUGAGCUGAGCUUCAAGGCGGGGGAGGAGCUGACCAAGCUAGAAGACGAGGAUGAGCAGGGCUGGUGCAAGGGGCGCUUGGACAGCGGGCAGGUCGGCCUGUACCCAGCCAACUACGUCGAGGCGAUCCAGUGACGGGCCAGCCGGCUGGCGGGCGGAGAGCGGAGGCAGGGGUCCCAGGAGCUGCGUUGGCCGUCGGCCCUGGACAGCGGCACCCCGGCGGCAGUCGGCUGGGUGAGCGUCCGCUCCUUUUCCUGCAACACAUGCUGGCUCCGUUGCUCUUGGCUUCAUGGUGUCUCUCCGAGGCAGACGAGCUGGUCGUUUCAUCCGGGACUCAGCACCUCUCCGCACACUGUGCAGACAGAGAGGUCUGAGCGCCGGAAGACAGUACGACAGGACUCGCCCCACACCCCCAUCCCGCUCACUGUGCGUGUCGGCUUAUCAUGGAUCUGUCUGUUCUUGACCUUGUCUUUCCUCCUCUCCUCUGAAGCAAUGGUGGGUUCCACUGAUUCUUGUUCUGCUGAUUACUUCCUCUGAUGCGUCGCAUCAUCCGCAACUUAAAUGAACAAACUUACAUGC